UCACCACUUCCGGUUCGCUCCCGGAAGUUGCGCUGUGGAGCCAAAUUUGAAGCCCGCGGGGACGCGGGGGCGCGGCCGCGAAGCUGGACCUGUCGAGGUUUCCUUGGCUGCCUGAUCCCCUUUAGAUCAGUCGUCAUGCCUAUUCGUGCGCUGUGCACCAUCUGCUCCGACUUCUUCGACCACUCCCGAGAUGUGGCCGCCAUCCACUGCGGCCACACCUUCCAUCUUCAGUGCCUAAUUCAGUGGUUUGAGACAGCACCAAGUCGGACCUGCCCACAGUGUCGAAUCCAGGUUGGCAGAAGAACCAUUAUUAAUAAGCUCUUCUUUGACCUUGCCCAAGAGGAGGAGAGUGUCUUAGAUGCAGAAUUCUUAAAGAAUGAACUGGAUAACACCAGAGCCCAGCUUUCUCAGAAAGAGAAGGAGAAAAGGGACAGUCAGGUCAUCAUUGACACCCUGCGGGACACGCUGGAAGAGCGCAACGCCACUGUGGAAUCCUUGCAGAAGGCCUUAGACAAGGCUGAAAUGCUGUGCUCCACCCUCAAGAAGCAGAUGAAGUACUUGGAGCAGCAGCAGGAUGAGAGCAGGCAAGCCCAGGAGGAGGCACGCCGACUCAGGACCAAGAUGCGGACCAUGGAGCGGAUUGAGCUCCUGCUCCAGAGCCAGCGACCCGAGGUGGAGGAGAUGAUCCGAGACAUGGGUGUGGGACAGUCCGCGGUGGAGCAGCUGGCUGUGUACUGCGUGUCCCUCAAGAAAGAGUAUGAGAAUCUCAAAGAAGCUCGGAAAGCCUCAGGGGAGCUGGCUGACAAACUGAAGAAGGACUUGUUUUCUUCCAAAAGCAAGUUGCAGACAGUCUACUCUGAACUAGACCAGACCAAGUUGGAGCUGAAGUCGGCCCAGAAGGAUCUACAGAGUGCUGACAAGGAGAUUGUGAGCCUGAAAAAAAAGCUAACGAUGUUGCAGGAAACCCUGAACCUGCCACCAGUGGACACUGAGACUGUCAACCGCCUGGUUUUAGAGAGCCCAGCCCCUAUGGAGAUGCUGAGCCUAAAGCUUCGCCGACCAGCCUUUGGUGAGGACAUUGACCUCAAUGCCACCUUUGAUGUCAACACCCCUCCAUCCCAGGCCUCCAGCAUCCAUCAUAGCCGUGCCAAGAAGCUCUGCCAAGAGAUAGCACACUCUCCCGUUCAGGACAUCUCCAAGAAGAUGGCCAAAGGCCCCAAGCAGGAGUCCCAGCUCUCACUGGGCGGCCAGCGCUGUGUGGGAGAGCCAGAUGAGGAGCUGGCCAGUGCCUUUCCUGUCUUCAUCCGGAAUGCCGUCCUCGGCCAGAAACAGCCCAAAAGAGCCAAGGCAGAGCCCAGUCGCAGCACAGAUGCAGUAAGGACAGGAUUCGAUGGGCUUGGAGGUCGGACAAAAUUCAUCCAACCUACGGACACGUCUACGAUCCGCCCACUGCCUGUGAAACCCAAGCCCAAGACUAAGCAGAGAGUGGUGGCGAGACGAGUGCUCCCUCCCUCCCAGGCCAAGCUGGACACCUUCCUGUGGUAGUGAAAACAGUGAGCCAGAUCAAUGGCCAGAUAUUGUGCCUCCAAGUUACAGGCCAGGACUGGCUCUGCAGGGGGAGUGGGGGGCAUGGCCCCUCUUCCAGGACCAGCCCCAAGGGCAAGGGUAGACAAAAAGAUGGGGGUGAGGGUGAGGCCCAGAAGCCUUGCUUUUCCUGCACUCACCCUGCCUGUCCACCCCCCCACCCCACCCCAACUGGGUCUACCAUACUGGGCCUACGUGUGGCUCCUUGUUGAAGGCCCCUGUUUAUAGCCGAUGUGCCUGGGCUGCUGCUGGUUCUUGAGACUAAGGUCUUUUGUUGACUGUGUGGACCAAAGUGCCUGGGGCUUCUUGGGCAAUUUCAGCCUGCCCAAGCUUCUGCCUACUUCUGACUUGCUGCUAGGCAUGGCCAGAGCUGAGCAGGAUGGGGAUGGUGAUAGGGAGAGGAUGGUUGGGCAGGGGAGGGGAGAUUUCUAUGUAAAAUAA
Molecule: messenger RNA, 2025 nt
Organism: Lutra lutra (Eurasian river otter)
Lineage: Eukaryota; Metazoa; Chordata; Mammalia; Carnivora; Mustelidae
Gene: TRAIP
Product: TRAF interacting protein
Exons: 15
Coding region: 136-1545 (469 amino acids)
Source: RefSeq, a predicted model, not a curated record